CUACAGCCACCCCCGGGGUCCUCGGCCUCCGUGGUGGCAGCGGCAGCGGCGGCCGCAGCAGCGUCGGGGACACCACAGUCGCUGAAGUUGACGUAUCCAGAGACGUUGGAUCGCAUCAAAGAGGAAUUCCAGUUCCUACAGACCCAGUAUCACAGUUUGAAGCUGGAAUGUGAGAAACUGGCCACCGAAAAGACUGAGAUCCAGAGACACUACGUUAUGUAUUACGAGAUGUCCUACGGCCUUAACAUCGAAAUGCACAAACAGACGGAGAUUGCCAAACGGCUGAAUGUGAUCUGUGCCCAACUCAUCCCAUUCCUGUCACAGGAGCACCAGCAACAGGUGGUCCAAGCUAUGGAGCGCGCCAAACAGGUGACCAUGGGGGAGUUAAAUGCUUCCAUAGGGGUACGUGGGCUCCCCCCUCUGCCUCAUAGCCAGCAGCUUCAGGCACAGCACCUUUCUCAGCACGCUCAGGGUCUGCCGGUGGGACCGCACCCGUCGGGAUUACCCCACCCAGGCCUGGCACUGGGUGGGGGCUCUGGUUUGCUGGCCUUGUCGGGAGCGCUGGGGGCCCAGCUGGCCGCCAAAGACGAAAGGGCUCACCUGGAGGCAGCUGCCGCUGCGGCAGCGGCCGCCGAACAACAUCGAGACCGGGAAGCUGGACCAAGCUCUCUGUCCAAUGGGGACAAAGGUCGCUCAGCAGACUACCUCAGCAACGGCAAGAAGAGGAAAGCUGACGAGAAGGAAUUCAUGACUGACUAUGGCAGCGAUGCAGAUAAAAGUGAUGAUAACUUGGUGGUUGAUGAGGACCCGUCGUCACCCCGCAGUGUGCAGUCCUACUCCUCCAGGGAGAACGGCCUGGAUAAGAUGCCACCCUCUCGCAAGGAAGGCCCGCCGCAAGCCAGCCCCACCUCACUGGCAUCCUCCAGCAGUGCCGCGUCACCGUCGCGUGGCAAGGAGCCCACACAGAGAGAAAAGUCCAGCACUCCAGGUAUGAAGCCAGGUACCCCAAUGUCCCAAGAGUCCAAUACCCCUGGACCUAGCGGACCACCGCAAUUCAGACCCAUCCCCAGCAAACCUGGUGUCGACCCACUAGCUCUGGGUCUAAGGAAUCCCUUGGUCGUGCAGGGAGCAUACCCUCCGGGGGCUUUCGGUCUGCCACCUCCCGGGGUCAACGGGGACCUGCCUGGGGCAGCGGCUUACGGCGCCGGCCUUCACCUGGUGUCCCCGCAGAUGAAUGGAGCGGCGGCGGCUGCUGCUGCAGCGGCGGCGGCAGCAGCGGCGGGCUACGGACGCUCCCCAGUGGUGGGCUAUGAGUCCCCUCACCCACACAUGAGAGUGCCCGGGUUGCCGGCCAGCCUUCAGUCGGCUGCCUCUGGAAAACCGGCUUACUCGUUCCACGUGAGCGCUGACGGGCAGAUGCAGCCUGUGCCCUUCCCGCCGGACGCCCUGCUAGGCCCGGGCAUCCCUCGUCACGCCCGGCAGAUCCACAGCCUGAGCCACGGCGAGGUGGUAUGCGCUGUCACCAUCAGCACAUCCACGCGUCACGUCUACACGGGAGGCAAAGGCUGCGUGAAGGUCUGGGACAUCAGCCAGCCGGGUAGCAAGAGUCCCAUGGCACAGCUCGAUUGUCUGAACCGCGACAACUACAUCCGCUCGUGUAAACUGUUGUCGGAUGGACGCACGCUGAUCGUGGGCGGCGAGGCCAGCACGCUGUCUAUCUGGGACCUGGCCACGCCCACCCCUCGCAUCAAAGCCGAGCUGACAUCGUCGGCGCCCGCCUGCUACGCUCUGGCCAUCUCGCCCGACAACAAGGUGUGCUUCUCUUGCUGCAGUGACGGGAACAUCGUCGUCUGGGACCUGCACAACCAGACGCUCGUCAGACAGUUCCAGGGCCACACGGACGGAGCCAGCUGCAUCGACAUCUCCAACGACGGCACCAAGCUGUGGACGGGAGGACUGGACAACACGGUGCGCUGCUGGGACCUGAGGGAGGGACGCCAGCUGCAGCAGCACGACUUCACAUCACAGAUCUUCUCUCUGGGUUACUGUCCGACGGGCGAGUGGCUGGCUGUGGGGAUGGAGAGCAGCAACGUGGAAGUCCUCCACGUGUCUAAGCCCGACAAGUACCAGCUGCACCUUCACGAGAGCUGCGUGCUCUCGCUCAAGUUCGCCUACUGCGGUAAAUGGUUUGUGAGCACGGGUAAAGACAACCUACUGAACGCAUGGCGGACACCUUACGGCUCCAGUAUAUUCCAGUCCAAGGAGUCUUCGUCCGUGCUGAGCUGCGACAUCUCCCCCGACGACCAGUUCAUCGUGACGGGCUCAGGGGACAAGAAAGCCACCGUCUAUGAAGUCAUCUACUGA
Nerophis lumbriciformis (worm pipefish) is the source of this 2364-nucleotide messenger RNA. Lineage: Eukaryota; Metazoa; Chordata; Actinopteri; Syngnathiformes; Syngnathidae. The record is from RefSeq and is a predicted model, not a curated record.